Molecule: messenger RNA, 2573 nt
Organism: Xiphophorus maculatus (southern platyfish)
Lineage: Eukaryota; Metazoa; Chordata; Actinopteri; Cyprinodontiformes; Poeciliidae
Product: poly(rC)-binding protein 3-like
Exons: 13
Coding region: 132-1190 (352 amino acids)
Biological process (GO): regulation of gene expression; regulation of RNA metabolic process
Cellular component (GO): cytoplasm; nucleus
Molecular function (GO): mRNA binding
Source: RefSeq, a predicted model, not a curated record
UCCUUCAACGGCGAUAGUGGUCGUCAGCUACUGUAUCCUGCACCGCGAAAAGCAGCUGACCGGUCAACCGACUCCACCACCUCCUCUCUCACGAGACCACACCCCUUCCUUUCACUUCCAACUUCCCCGACAUGGAGCCCAUCAAGGUUCAGUCAGAAGGUGGCCUAAACGUGACCCUCACCAUCAGGCUGCUGAUGCACGGAAAGGAGGUGGGAAGCAUCAUAGGAAAGAAAGGAGAGACCGUGAAGAAAAUGCGCGAAGACAGUGGCGCCCGCAUCAACAUCUCAGAAGGGAACUGUCCAGAGCGGAUAGUGACCAUCACCGGGCCGACAGACGCCAUUUUCAAGGCAUUCGCCAUGAUUGCCUACAAGUUUGAGGAGGACAUAAUCAACUCCAUGAGUAACAGUCCGGCCACCAGUAAGCCUCCAGUAACCCUGAGGCUCGUCGUUCCUGCCAGCCAGUGCGGCUCCCUGAUCGGCAAAGGCGGUUCCAAAAUCAAAGAAAUGAGAGAGUCGACGGGAGCUCAGGUCCAGGUGGCAGGCGACAUGCUGCCCAACUCCACAGAGAGAGCGGUGACCAUCUCCGGGGCGCCGGAAGCCAUCAUCCAGUGUGUCAAACAGAUAUGUGUAGUGAUGCUGGAGUCCCCACCGAAAGGUGCCACCAUCCCCUACCGCCCAAAGCCUGCCUCCACCCCUGUCAUUUUUUCAGGUGGCCAGGUAAGAGCAGACCCACUGGGGGCGUCCACAGCCAACCUCAGCCUCUUACUGCAGCACCAGCCACUGCCUGCUUACACCAUUCAAGGACAGUACGCCAUCCCUCAUCCAGAUCAGUUGAGCAAGCUCCACCAGUUGGCUAUGCAGCAAACCCCCUUUACCCCCCUCGGACAGACCACCCCUGCCUUCCCCGCAGCAGGUCUGGAUGCCAGUAACCAGGCCAGUACUCAUGAACUCACCAUUCCCAAUGAUCUAAUAGGCUGCAUAAUCGGACGCCAGGGAACCAAAAUCAACGAGAUCCGUCAGAUGUCUGGGGCGCAAAUCAAAAUUGCUAAUGCCAUGGAAGGGUCAUCGGAGCGCCAGAUCACCAUCACAGGGACCCCCGCCAACAUCAGCCUGGCUCAGUAUCUCAUUAAUGCAAGGUUCAGAGACGUGGCUGCCAUGUGGAAUGACCCAUCAUCCAUGACCACAUCCUGAGAUCCCUGACUGGCUCCUCCGUUUGGCCCUUUCCAUUGACCGACUACCGCAGACAACCCUGAUGAAGCCCCUCGGACUCUGGCUCUGGCUCUCCGAAAUCCCUGACCGCCUCACUGCUCUGGUUUACCCUAGAUCAGAGAGGUUUUGGUGGCCGCUUAUAUUUCAGAAAGCCAAAUUAAAUCAAAGAUUUAAAAAAAAAAAAAAAAAAAAAAAAGACAUACAAGAAACUGUUGAUUAGUUUUUUUUAGAGAACUGUUAAAGCAUGUUGAAUGUUUAUUAGAACAAUCUGUCUUCAUUUUUCUUGGUUCUCUUUUCGUCUAUUGCUUUUAUAAAUAUCUUUCAUUGCUGCGUCAUAGAACAACAUUUAAAAAGUAUUAGCAAACGACUGAAGAUUUUUGUAGAACGUAGGUAUCUGUAUAUUACUAAACAGCUGCUCAGUGAUGCUAUCGGCAGAGUGUGUGGUGGGAUGUAGCCAAAUGACUCAAGUUUAAUUACAUAGUUUCAAAAGUAAAAAAAAAAUAAUAAAAAAUGGGAUUGUUCCUUGUCGAAUCUCUGCCCAAGACUCUUUGCUGCAUCACAUGACCCUUUGAAGCCAAUGGUAUCACUCCUCCAGCCUCCCUUCUCAUGUUAAUUUCCUCUAUUUACAAUAUUAAUUAUACUGCAUGUGUUCAGUAUUGUGUCGUUGCGUAUUUGAGUAGAAAAAGAAAACCUGCUCCGUGUUUGUGCUUCAUGAGAUGUUGCUGUCAUAUCUUUGUGACCCUAUUUCUUUUCCAUAAACCUUUGCAGCAUUUUUGACCGUUCACGUCCAGUCCUACUCCCCGCCCAGACAGAAAGACUUUCCAACAUCGCCUCCGAUUAAUCGUAGCUAUAUACUGUAGAUGCAUGGAUGAGAAUUAGUGAAAAUCAGUGACGUAAGACACUGACGAAAAAUUGUAAUGAUUGUUUACUAACUUAUUAUGUUUUUUUUGUUUGUACAAGGACUAUUGUGACUUGUCACAUUAGUCGACUACGCGGCGCUCAUGCAAUAGACUACUCAACACUUUACUCUGGACUGCCUCUGGUGUGGGAGGAUUAGUUGGACUUCAAAGUCAGGUGCUGUCCAAACGUUUAGGGUUUUUCGGCCAACUUCGAAGAGGCUUAAAUGGGUGGACACAUGGUACUUUUGGGGCCAAGGAAUGUUCAGGGGUUCAUUGGGGGGAACCCGCAGGGCCUGGGCGGACGUGACCACUCAGUCUCUUUUUCAUGAUUGUUCAUCUUGUUAUGUUUUGUCAUCGUCACGCAGUUGAUUUGACGCUUUAGUUUUGAAUGUCUUUUCAUUGUCACAACCACGUCAGCAACUUAAUUGUUUUUGUAAAGGACAAGUUGGAUGACAAUUUCUGCUUU